This is a messenger RNA of Amphibalanus amphitrite, 3655 nucleotides long. RefSeq lists its product as uncharacterized. Bases 363 to 1760 code for a protein of 465 amino acids. NCBI's taxonomy places the organism in Eukaryota, Metazoa, Arthropoda, Thecostraca, Balanomorpha, Balanidae. The record is from RefSeq and is a predicted model, not a curated record. The transcript is spliced from 2 exons.
GUAUCGCAAAAGAGCUCACAAAGGUUUAAGUGUCAAUUUAGGAACCAGAGAACCACUUCCAGAGGGUCCGAGAGGCGUUGGAAUUACAUUCGCGCUAAACUGGUUUUCGGCCACGCUGUGCAGCGGUGCGUGUCCGUCCGCCGCUGCAGCGCGCGCGGCGGAAGGGAGGAGCCCAGCAAAGGUCGACGGGAUCACAGCAUGAUAAGGCAUCUCCCCUCCCCUGCAACGCUCGACCGCCAGGCACACCGCAAUGCAAUCAUCGCAGUGGUCACCGCAACAGCGACAGUGAGAGACCUGUGUGACGUGAAGAUCCACAAAUUGGAAAACCGACGGUCUACCCGGAGCUAUAAGAACAAAGAGAAAUGUGGCGUCAGCGGACAUUGGCCCAGCGCUGGUUCUGGCGCACCCUGGCCACAGCACUGCUGAUCGUCUGCACCACUGUGUUGACUAUGACGGCUGUGCAGGAGCUGUCACCACCUCCGCCAUCUCGCAGCACCCUGGCGGCCCUGAGGCCAUUCCAGUACCCAGUGUGGAGUGAGUACUCGCCACCGGACCGGGAGGAUGACUGGUACAACGCCACCUGCCUGGGUGGUCAGCUGCGCCCGGCACUCACUGAGCUGGCCGCCCACCUGGAGAUGCUGCACACCGCCGAGCACCCCGAGUGCCGCGCGCUGGCCGGCUGGCUCAACACCCUGUUCACGGUGGAGCAGCGUGAGGCCAACGUGACGCUGCCGGCGCCGUUCCUGGCCAAGGUGCUGACGUGGGUGGGCGGCUCGGAGCAGCUGAUGGACAUCGUCCGACACCAGCGCAUCCUGCACGUCACAAACAACCUGGUGCUGCACGAGGUGGCCUUCAACCCGGUGCGCGCGUUCCGGCCGCAGCUGCCGUCGGCCGGACCGUCGGCGCGCGAGCAGCUGCACGCGCUGGCCGAGGAGACGCGCGGCAGCUGCGACUUCUGUCAGUGGCGCACCAUGACGGCGCUGGUCGGCGAGCCGCCCGGCCGGUUCGACUCACCGCUCUCCACCGUCGUGGGCAACACACUGAAGCUGGACGGCGGCCACGCGCUGGUGCUGUCGCGCGAGCACAGCCCGUUGCGGCUGACGGUCGAGGGCCGGGCCGACAUGGUGGCGCUGGCGGAGCGCUGGAGCCGCGACCAGCAGUCGCGCCGUCCCCAGCUGCGCUUCCCCACGCUGAUGUGGGACGUGGGCCAGCACGCGGGCGCCAGUCAGGUGCACCCGCACGUGCACGUGAUGCUGUCGCCGGCGCACUACUCGGCCGGCUGGGAGCGACAGCGGCGCGCCGCGCUGCUCUUCUCCGAGAUCUGGCCGCAGGACAACUACUUUUCUGCGCUGGUGCGCGCGCACGCGGCGCUGGGCCUGACGGCGCGGCUGGGCGCGGCGGUGGCGUUCGCCGCCGUGGACCCGGUCCUGGACGCCGAGAUCUGGGUGGUGUCGGCCGAGCCGGACGCAGACUUCACGCGGCUGUACGCGCUGGCCGUGGCCACCGUGGAGCGCCGGCUGGGCCGGCUCUGCCACAGCAGCAGCCUGGCGCUGCCGGCGCUGGCCGAGCCGGCCGGCCGACUCCCGGCGCUGGCCCGGCUCGUGCCGCGCGGCGACUGCACCUCCGUGCGCACCGACUUCUCGGCCAUCGAGAUGUUCGCGCUGAGCGCCAUCGCGCUCGACCCGUACCAGGUGGUGCGGGAGCUGCGCUACACCAUCGAGCGGAACGGUGAGGUCCAGCCGAGGUCGGCUGCCGCCUGAGCGGGAACGCCUUGUCUUUCUCUCUAGGCUCUGGGGAACUCUGGGGACCACCGGGGACUCAGGGGAACACCGGGGCCCCCCUCGCCCUACCUUUUGGAGAAGUAUCAGUUGGCUCACUUGCGUAGGUUUUCCCAAACCGACGGAUUAUCUGUGUGACGAAGAGUCCCUUGAUAUCUUAAAGCGAUAAUUGCAUCUGAUUGGGUAAGAAAUCGUAAUUGCAAUGCAAUACAUAAUUAUUUUUGGGUCGAUAGCUUAUAAAGCAUGCCCGGAUAACGAGUAUACUCAAUUUCAUUAAAAUUGUAUGGAGACGCAAAGCAACUCCUAGCUGGAAUGUGUUUAUCAGGCUCACAUCGUGGUGCUUUCAGAAUUCAGUGUGGCUCCUAGGUCAGUGAAAUCUCAAUGUGUUAGCUCUGCCGAUUGUACCGUUUUCGGCAGCUCUUGUGAUACAUAAUGAGUUGUUUAGGAUGGCACUGAAGCCUGCAACCACCUGUUAGCGCUCUUUUUUCACCAGAUAUGAGGGUUUGUGGUUUGUACUGCGCUUCGUACAUUGACCUUACGUGCCGUUUUUGUACAAACAUUUCGUUUAAUUUACAGCUAACAAAUAGGAAAGAAGCUGUUGAAACUGUGGGAACUACCUAUUAGCAAGCAUUAUAGUACGUAAACUUGUUUUUGCUAAGGACGCCAGUAUAAUAGGGGAACGUUGAGCACGUAUAACUUCGCAAAGCGACUAGCCAGGUCAUAUGGAUUUCAGAAAUCGCCUCUAUUUUGGUAGAAGGGUUUAUAUUAGAAGUGGCUACUUAGGCUGCGCUGAACUUUGAUAGAUAUUUAUAAGUUUUCUACUGUUUGUUGAAUGCGUCGGCGUGUCUUUGUCGUUGUUGCGUCGGCGGUUGAGUGUCUUGCAUUUACCAUGUUCUUGAUAUGUGACUGUUGUUACGUGCACUUACUGUUAUGUUCAUAGGUGUCAAAUCGCACUUGGGCUCCCUUUACCACGCCUGGUAUUUUAUAAUCGUUGUCGCAUCGUUGCUCAAGGUAUCGUUGUUUACGGCAAAGAAUGAGGAUUAUGACCAAUUGGUCAAAUCCCGAUGGGUUGUCGACCUCGGCUUUGGAAGCAAUCCGCCGGCUUUGACAUUAUCUCGCGACUAUCACUAAAUUGUUCGUGCUUCCAACAUGCCAAGUGUCUUCCAUCACAAGUGCACAAGUGUUUGUUGUUUGUCCAGUUGGAGUGUUUGCGGACGCACGAGCUGAGCGUGCUGGUUCUGGCCAGCUGCACAAUGUGGGCCCCGACAGAGGGCACAGCCGCGCGUCCCACCUCGAGCAGCUGACUAGUGUCCCUAACUGAGCACUGAACAGUGCGUGAAUCUCCAUAGUAAGCCUUGUUGAUCUGUAUCCGGCGGGAUUUACUCAGGCGUGCAAUGCACACGCCGUGUGGCAGCCUUGGCCCGGCGGUGGCUCUGAGCUGCGGGUUCCUGGCCUCUGGCCGCAUUGCCCGCCCUACAAUCGGACCCCCGACUCGAGGCUGGACUGCUGGAUUGUUUAUUGACUGUUAUAGACAGUGUACUUUACACAGGGCUGUAUUUGUUUGUUGGAAAUGUCGUCAUAAUGGCUUCUGAAAUGACUUGAUUGUGUCGUUCGGAUGACAAAUUUCGAGAUGACCGAUAUUUAAGUACCGGCGCUGCACAAUGCUGCUGUGCCGAAGUGUUGCUUCUCUCUUGCUUACUACUGAACCAUGAUGACUGAACUAAGUACAUUUGUUGUGGUAUUUAUUUAUUUGUUUAUUUAUUUUUUUCUUUUGGUCAUCUUCAUUACAUGUAAACUUUUGUUAAUUGUUGGUGAUGGCGCUGUUUUGUUUCACAAUGUUUUUGCCGGUGAGUUUUAAAUACACGUUUGAUUCGGCG